Rhododendron vialii is the source of this 1864-nucleotide messenger RNA. Its product is annotated as ADP,ATP carrier protein, mitochondrial-like. Gene Ontology annotation, cellular component: mitochondrial inner membrane. The coding region runs from base 437 to 1603 and encodes 388 amino acids. NCBI's taxonomy places the organism in Eukaryota, Viridiplantae, Streptophyta, Magnoliopsida, Ericales, Ericaceae. Gene Ontology annotation, biological process: mitochondrial ADP transmembrane transport; mitochondrial ATP transmembrane transport. The transcript is spliced from 4 exons. Gene Ontology annotation, molecular function: ATP:ADP antiporter activity. The record is from RefSeq and is a predicted model, not a curated record.
AAGCUCCCAAUUUAUAGGCUGUGCAAACUUCACUGUUCAUGGCCAUGCGAGGAUCAUUCAAUGGAAAACCCACGCCUGGGAACAGGAAAGUGCAUGAGGAGAUUUUUCCAAAUCUUGCCAAUCGUCAACAACACAUGGCAGAUCUUUCCUUUUGUCAACAAAGGCUGCCAAUCUUUGACCAAGGAGAGGAUUUGAGCCACAUAUUCCAACAGAACGCAGGUACUCUUUCUCUCUCUCUCUCUCUCUCUCUCUCUCUCUUUCAGAUUCUACGCCUCGAUUCUCGUUCGAACCUCAGUUUGGGUAAUCGAUCAGGUCCUUUUCUGAUUGUAUAGUUUUUUGUCGCAAAAUUCUCUUUGAAUUUUGGAAUUGUUUUGUAUUAGUCCACUUCCACAGUUUCAGAUCUCUGCAUUGUUUUUAAUUAUCGUAGAUCGGCCUAAUGGCUGAUCAGCACCAGCACCCAACCGUCAUUCAGAAGGUAGCUGGCCAGCUACAUCUCAGUUCUAGUGCUCAAGCGCGCUACGGGGCCUAUCAGAACCCUGCUCUUUCCCAGAGACGGUUUUCGUAUGGGAAUUACUCUUGUGCAGCAUUGCAAUAUCCGACAACGCAAACAUGCCGAGCUACCCAUGAUCUAUCAUUUGUUGCUACCAAUGCCUCACCUGUGUUUGUCCAAGCUCCCUCAGAGAAAGGACUUGCAGGCUUCGCCAUUGAUUUUCUUAUGGGUGGAGUUUCAGCUGCUGUGUCUAAAACUGCUGCUGCUCCUAUUGAGCGUGUCAAGCUUUUGAUCCAAAACCAGGGUGAGAUGAUGAAGUCUGGUCGGCUUUCAGAACCCUACAAGGGAAUUGGAGAGUGUUUCUCGCGGACGAUUAAGGACGAAGGGUUUGCAUCAUUGUGGAGAGGGAACGCAACUAAUGUCAUCCGUUAUUUCCCCACUCAGGCCUUCAACUUUGCCUUCAAGGAUUACUUUAAGAAGCUUUUCAACUUCAAGAAAGACCGCGAUGGCUACUGGAAAUGGUUUGCUGGUAACCUGGCAUCUGGUAGUGCCGCUGGUGCUUCUUCCCUACUCUUUGUCUAUUCCCUGGAUUUUGCUCGAACUCGUCUUACUAGUGAUGCCAAGGCUGCAAAGAAGGGAGGAGAGAGGCAGUUCAAUGGCUUGGUUGAUGUCUACAGGAAGAUCAUACAAUCAGAUGGUAUUGCCGGUCUUUACCGUGGAUUCAACAUUUCAUGUGCUGGCAUCAUUGUAUACCGUGGUUUGUACUUUGGACUGUACGACUCUUUGAAGCCAGUAGUCCUUACCGGGAAAUUGCAGGAUAGUUUCUUUGCUAGCUUUGCUCUUGGUUGGGUCGUCACGAAUGGUGCUGGUCUCGCUUCAUAUCCAUUGGAUACGGUUCGCAGGAGGAUGAUGAUGACCUCUGGUGAAGCCGUGAAAUACAAGAGCUCAUUUGAUGCCUUCUCUCAAAUCCUAAAGAACGAGGGUCCCAAAUCCUUGUUCAAGGGCGCUGGUGCUAAUAUCCUCCGUGCAGUUGCCGGUGCUGGUGUGCUUGCUGGUUACGACAAGCUUCAGCUGAUUGUGUUUGGAAAGAAGUACGGUUCUGGCGGUGGUUAAGUACACAUCAGUGACCAUUUACUUGCCCUUUCUAGCCAUAUAGACUGAUGCUGAUGAAAUUUUUUUUGCAGUCAGUUUAAGAACCAUUUCGGGCCAACUUUUAUGCAUUUGAAUAACGAAAUCUAGAGGGAUUACCUCCCAAACUGUCUUAUCAUUAGAAAUAUUCUUUGUUCCUGUGAUUCUUGGUAAUUGGAGAGUUUAUUUUUCCCGGCUGGAUAUGAAUAAUUUUGCAAGUGAAGGAGUAUAGUCAUCAUUUUAUAA